Dendronephthya gigantea is the source of this 480-nucleotide messenger RNA. RefSeq names its product small cysteine-rich protein 1 1-like. The record is from RefSeq and is a predicted model, not a curated record. Bases 35 to 433 code for a protein of 132 amino acids. Lineage: Eukaryota; Metazoa; Cnidaria; Anthozoa; Malacalcyonacea; Nephtheidae. The transcript is spliced from 5 exons.
AUUGAAACAUGUAUAGUCAAUUCAACGUUUGGAGAUGGAAUCAGCGCUAGCACUAACUGUCUGGGCGUUAAGUCCAACGAAUAGCAUAUAUAUACGAGUCAACUACACAACCCCAGUCAUUGACGAACUGAAAUUUCUCUCGGAAGUUUUAAAAUCUUUACGUUUCGGACUACAAACUGAGGUACUUAUAUUCUCUCAACAAAUGGAUUUCCGUACGAAUGUUUGCCUGUUGCUGAUUAUUUUCGUGGCAUUUUCUGCGGUUAAUGGCCGUAAAUCAACGUCAGGUGAUUCUGCAGAAGAAAUUCCCUGUGGGCUUAACGGUAAUUGCGUACCUUCACGUAUGAGGUGUCCUCCUGGGUCAUUUGACUGUAACGGUUUUUGUCCAAUGCCAUAUCAUUGCUGUUGCCCAAGACCCUUCCCACCUGGAAAAUAAAACUGGAGUGGUCUACAACUAAGCAGUUAUAAAAUGUAUAACCUGUC